This is a messenger RNA of Anopheles coustani, 648 nucleotides long. RefSeq names its product transcription factor Sox-19a-like. The coding region runs from base 1 to 648 and encodes 215 amino acids. Gene Ontology annotation, biological process: positive regulation of transcription by RNA polymerase II; anatomical structure morphogenesis; cell differentiation. NCBI's taxonomy places the organism in Eukaryota, Metazoa, Arthropoda, Insecta, Diptera, Culicidae. The transcript has 2 exons. The record is from RefSeq and is a predicted model, not a curated record. Gene Ontology annotation, molecular function: DNA-binding transcription factor activity, RNA polymerase II-specific; RNA polymerase II cis-regulatory region sequence-specific DNA binding.
AUGGACAUGACCACGACCAAAAACCACAGCUCGUCGGCCGGCGAACACAUAAAGCGGCCGAUGAACGCGUUCAUGGUGUGGUCGCGCGGUCAGCGGCGCAAAAUGGCCCAGGACAAUCCGAAGAUGCACAACUCGGAGAUCUCGAAGAACCUCGGCGCCCAGUGGAAGCUGCUGACCGAGGGCGAAAAGCGGCCCUUCAUCGACGAAGCCAAACGGUUAAGAGCCCUGCACAUGAAAGAACAUCCCGACUACAAAUACCGGCCACGGAGGAAACCGAAACCGCUGGUCAAGUCGCCGACGCCGAACGGUUCGGGCGGACUCUCGAACGGAAAUGGAUCAUCUUCGGCGAAAGAAACGACCCCGCAAUCCCACUCACCGGUCGGCAAACCGUCCUUCAGUCCCACCCAGCUGACCACGCCCGUCGGCCUGCCGCCCGGCAUCUUCCCGUCCUAUCACUUCGCCUACGAUCUGCACCAGAAGGCGUUCUGGAACCUGUACGGGCCGCAUCUGCUGUCCACUGUCGUCCCGUCCGCGUACGGAGUGCCGCCGCACGCUGCCCUACCGCUGCCCUACAUCAAACCGCCCAAAACCUCCCCACCAUCGCCCAUUCCACCCCCGUCACCCAUACAGUCCAGCAAUGUCAUCUGA